Molecule: messenger RNA, 2285 nt
Organism: Peromyscus eremicus (cactus mouse)
Lineage: Eukaryota; Metazoa; Chordata; Mammalia; Rodentia; Cricetidae
Product: Friend virus susceptibility protein 1-like
Exons: 4
Coding region: 642-1496 (284 amino acids)
Source: RefSeq, a predicted model, not a curated record
ACCUGUCCCCACGCAUACCCCUCACCAAUCCUUCCUGUGUCGCAGGUGUAUCUUGAAGCCAAGUGGCCGCCCUACCAUCAUCUCAUUGUGCAUUCCAGGUGGCUGAGGCAGGAGGAUCCUGAGUUCACGUCCAGCCUGGGUUACAUACAAAAAAUCGUGAGUAAGAUGGGGUGUGGUAGUGUGCAUCUGUAAUCCUCUUUGGGGUAGAGGCAUGUUGGGAGUGUCACAAGGGAGGACUGCUUUCUCCGAAACCAAGUGUCGGUCAUUCUCUUGCCUGAAUGUCUGAGCACUGUGCUACACUAUCCCCCUUGGGACCUAAGAGAGGGGGAGUGUUGAUAUUCCCAGGACCCCUGUGAUGUCCAGCACUGGGCUCUGACCACCCUGAGGACGUGGUGCCCCCCAGGGACCUUUGACACCCUGGGGUCUGAGGGGUCCUGGCUACAAAGGGAGUAGACGGAGAAGUUGUGCUCUUUGUGCGUCUCACCAGCCUCUUUCCCCUCUUCCUGCCGACAGACAGACAGUUUCUUCAUACAGCCAGGCUUCCCUCCGGGUGGUUCCUGCAGACAGCCUGCUUCCCUCCAGCCUCUGCAGCAGCACUGCUUCUAGCCCUCUUGCUGUCCUUGCCUUGAGGCUGUAGGGCCAUGGCGGAGAGAGUGCUGGUCCCCACCCAGAUAGGCCGGGGGGACCGCUACUACACAUACACGGAGCUGCUGGCCAUCUCCCGGCGUUUCAAGCAAAACCCCAAUGAGCUCAUGGUCACCUGGAUCCUGCGGGUGUAUGACCAGGGAGGCCCGGCCCUGUCCCUGAAUUCCGGGGAGCUGGGGCUGCUGGGUGACCUCACCCAUGAUGCCAUCUUCAACUACCGCUGCAAGGCCCUGCGGGGGGGUGGCUGCCAGACCCUGCUGAGCUGGCUGCUGCAGGCCUGGCGCCAGCGCUGGGAAUCCUCCCUGCAUUUCGAGGCCACUCAGCUGCCCUUCAGGCCUUGGACCACCAUGGAGGAAGGCAUCCAACUGGUUCGUGAGCUGGGUAUGAUUGAGUGGAUCUACCUUGACCCAGAGGGGCCUGUGGACCUGGCCCCAGAGGACGUGGCCUUCACUCAGGGCCUGCAGCGGCGCCUGCUCACGGCAGCGCCCUCUGAGCUGCGGCUCUCACUGGUCAGCCUGCUGGUGCGUGGCAUGACAGUACUAGAGGCUGUGAUGGAGAUCCAGACCAUUGCUGACGUGGGUCUGCUUUGGCGCCAGAGCCAGCCAGGCCGCACCAAGCUCAUGCUGGGGCCCAACCCAACCCGAAAGGACCUCCUAGGCUGGCUGCUCAGCCACGGCGUGCCCCGGGAGCAGGUAGACAGGCAGCCCACCAAGGUGCUCCUGGAACUGUACAUCAAAGAAGCCAAGCGCAGCCGUGGCCAGCCCAGCUACGGGCUGGCUGAGGAGCAGCCCCCGCCACCCCCCUACUCCGACCAGGCCUGUGGGGAAGAGGCCCCUGUGAGGCACGACUAGACCUGGACUGGCUUUGAGAGCACACUCAUACCCGGGGUUGAAGGGGGGAGGUGAAUUGCACAGAGGCUGCCUGCAACCUAGGCCGCUAGGAAAGAGCUUGGCAAGCACCUUUCCCACAUUUGUGUCCCUCCAGCAUUUAGUGCCAAGUUCAGUGGCCCCCCCCAAAGAGAGGUGUGCAUGUCCCCAGCCACACAGUCCAUGUGGGAAGUGAGCCACAGCUGGCCAUUUGCUGUGAAUCUAGGGUGCUUGUGGCCCUGGAGUUAAACCCCUUGAGUUGGAGCAUAAGGCUGUGCUGAGGUGGGUGGCCACAUCAGGGUCCCCACCCCUCUGCCUCCACAUGGGCCCCAAAGCACUACAUACAGGCCAUCUUGAAUUUUUUACUUUUUCAAUGCAACACUUAACAUAGUAUUGUAGGUGUAGGCCACACUUCAUGUACUUUUACUGGGUGUUUGACACUUUAGGGCCAGGCUCCCUAUUUUAAAGGCUUAACAUUGUAAACUUUUCUAAUGCAGCAUUUUUACUUUAUAUUUUAUUUUGAGCUUAUGUGACACUUUGGUUUUGGGGAGAGGAGAGCCCCCUUUUGUAAAGACUUUGCUCUGGGGACCCUGUCCCUGUUUUCUUUUAGCCAUGCCCUUCCCUUUCGAAGCACCUUCCAGCUGGGUCUGGUGUCCCUGGCUGCACACAUGUCCCCUGGCCAAUGCGGAUCUGGAUUUAGUGGAGGGGCGAGGCGGGCAGCCCUGGAGCUUCUGCCUCUGUGAGUUCCUAUUAAAUGGCUGGUUCAUUGCCCUC